AUGAGGAUAUGGAACCGAUACCGAGAUGUGAUUAUGGCCAAUUGGCAUAUAGGCUUCACAGCAUUUGGCGGUCCUGCUGUACAGUUCCAGACUUUCCACGAGAAAUUUGUAACGAACCUAGGUUGGAUCGAUGAACCAAUGUACCAACAAAUAUUUGCCAUCAGUCAAGCGUUGCCCGGUUCGGCAAGCACCAAAAUGCUCUUCUGUAUCAACACCAUUCAUAGCGGGUUUCUUGCCGGAUUCUUUGCAUUCGCAAUCUUUUGUCUUCCCGGCGCAUUGGGCAUGUAUAGCUUGGGAUUGGGCAUAUCAAAAGUUGGCAGCACCCUUCCGGAACCCGUAUAUGCGUUGUUAUCUGGUCUCAAUGCAGCGACCGUAGGCAUCAUUGCUCUAGCUGCUGUGCGACUAUCCGAACGAGCCAUCACCGACAAGCUCACAAGGUUUCUGGUAUAUCUCGGAGGAAUAAUGGGAAUGCUCUACACGGCGCUCUGGUACUAUCCAAUCAUCAUGGUUGGCGCUGGAGUUACAACCCUCGUAUGGGAUCUAGGAUACCCGCAAAAGGUUGGAAAGGUAUUCCGGAGGCAAAAGCCAAGAGAAGACGAGAAGAAGCGGAUAACGUCUGAGGACUUGGAGCAGGGGUCCUGGUUCAACAGUUCUCGGUCUUCGGCAGAGUAUGAUAAACCAUUGCCACCACCACCUCCCGCGUACUCAACUCGAGGAAGUGUCAACUCAGAGUUCGCCUUCCGACACCCAAGACCAGUUCCUCAACCCCCUACUCGCUAUCCCCCAGCAAACCCUCAGCACGACGACCGCACCAAGAAACCCCCAGUCUCGUCAACAAGCGACAUCUCCUCCAUGUCCUGGCCCCUAGGCACAAGCAUUAUCGUCUUCUUCCUCAUCACCUUCAUCCUAACCAUCACCCUCCACGCCAUCUUCCGCCACACAACGCAAGCCUUCUCCCUCUUCUCCUCCCUCUACCUCGCCGGCACCAUCAUCUUCGGCGGCGGCCCCGUCGUCAUACCCCUCCUCCGCGAAUACAUCGUCUCCCCCGGCUGGGUGUCCCCUCGAGACUUCCUCCUCGGCCUCGCCGUCAUCCAAGCCUUCCCAGGUCCAAACUUCAACUUCGCCGUCUACCUCGGCUCCCUCGCCGUCGCCGGCACGCCCGUCCCAUCCUACCUCGGCGCCUUGAUCGCCUUCGUCGCAAUGUACGCGCCGGGCCUGUUCAUCGUGGUAGGCUUCAUGGGCCUGUGGCGCAUACUGAGAGAUAAAGCAUGGUUCCUCGCCAUUCUCCGAGGCGUCAACGCAGCGGCCGUGGGGCUCGUGUUCACGGCCGUGUACAAACUCUGGCAGAUCGGGUAUCUGACGGCGGAGGUUCAGGGCGGGAGCCCGCUGGGGACGGAUCCAUGGCUGGUGGCGAUUACGGGCACGGCGUUUGUGGGCGGGGCGUGGUUCAGGAUGAGUCCGCCCGUGGCGAUCCUGUUGGGGGGGGCGAUGGGAAUGGGGAGCCUCAGCGUCAAGAACAAUCACAACAUACAGACAGGUAGGAUCGAUCAAUCGAUCGAGCUAGUGGUAAUCGUGCCCACGCACUUGAACCAGCUCGAUCCUCGCCAUGUCGUAUUUUCCCCACCGGGUUUGUCGAGGUUUGAUGAGGGCAGGGUAGCGCUGAAAGUGGGAAUAGUUUAG
This is a messenger RNA of Letharia columbiana, 1680 nucleotides long. RefSeq lists its product as uncharacterized. Gene Ontology annotation, biological process: chromate transport. Bases 1 to 1680 code for a protein of 559 amino acids. The transcript is spliced from 5 exons. Gene Ontology annotation, molecular function: chromate transmembrane transporter activity. The record is from RefSeq and is a predicted model, not a curated record. NCBI's taxonomy places the organism in Eukaryota, Fungi, Ascomycota, Lecanoromycetes, Lecanorales, Parmeliaceae.